This is a messenger RNA of Candidula unifasciata, 1254 nucleotides long. The record is from the annotation of a GenBank genome assembly. NCBI's taxonomy places the organism in Eukaryota, Metazoa, Mollusca, Gastropoda, Stylommatophora, Geomitridae.
AUGUUUUCCAGUAACUACUAUGACUGGAAUUCACUAUUUCAAACACACAUGAGUCUUCCUUCGGAUGAUGACGACGACAUAAGCAUGUUGUCUUCGCCGUACCCGUCUACCGUUCAUGAAUGGACUAAAGCAAUUCGCCGGCCCACUUCCUAUCGCGUUGGCAAUGCAAGAUUUCACUUGAAACCCAGGGUGGUUUUAUAUGGUGCGCUACUUAGCGCAUCCAUUCUUAUUUUGUUGAUCGUGCUUAUGCCGAAGUCACCGCCAUUAGUGUCGUGUGAUUCAGGCAAGAACUCGUUUACGAGUUCUUAUGAUCCUACCUAUCCACUAACAAAUCCGUUAAAAACUCCAGAUGGAAUCAUCUAUCGCAUUGGUUUGAUCACAGACCUGGACACAGACUCCAAGAGCAAGGAGACAAAGACGACUUGGUUUAGUUACUACAGGCAGGGAAAUCUAACUUUGUCAGAAAAUAGAGAUUUGAUAACUGUAAAAUUAACUCUGCCACAAGUGCUUGUUUCUAAUAUUGCUGCAGGAGACCGAGGGAUGGAGUUGUCUGAGCUUGUCACAUUCAAUGGGAAGUUGUACAGUAUCGAUGAUAGGACCGGUAUAAUAUAUCAGAUCGAGCGUAACACAGUAAUCCCUUGGGUUAUAUUGUCUGAUGGUGAUGGGAAGGUCAAUAAAGGUUUUAAAUGUGAGUGGGCCACAGUUAAAGAUCAGCGUUUAUAUGUUGGUGGACUCGGCAAAGAGUGGACCACAGAGAAAGGAGAAGUGCUAAAUCUCAAUCCACAGUGGGUGAAAUCUAUAGGCCCUGAAGGUGAUGUUGAACAUAUAAACUGGCACGACAAAUACAACGCUCUCCGAGCCAAAACAGGAAUGUUAUUACCAGGUUACAUAAUUCACGAGGCUGCAGCUUGGAGUGAUGUACAUAAGAAGUGGUUUUUCCUUCCCCGGCGAGCCAGCAGGGACGUUUAUGAUGAAGUGAAAGAUGAGAAACGAGGUACCAAUCUGAUGUUCAUAGUGGACGAAGAAUUUGAGAACAUCGAAGUGAGGACGAUCGGUGUCAUUAAUCCGACGCAUGGUUUUUCUUCAUUUAAAUUCAUCCCCGGGACCCAGGACAGUAUUAUUGUUGCUAUAAAAAGUGAAGAAGACAGUGGAAAAAUUGCCUCUUAUAUUUUAGCCUUUGAUUUACAUGGGAAAGUUUUAAUGCCGGAAACCAAAAUUGGGGCUGUUAAGUAUGAAGGUGUUGAGUUUGUAUGA